CUCUCCCUCUCUCUCUCCCUCUCUCUCUCCCUCCCUUUCCUUGUGUGCCUUCCCCCACUGUCCCUGUUGUACUGUAUACUGUAGUUCCAGACCCACCGCAGCAGUGCUCAUAGAUAGUGUGAGUGAAAAAGAGCGGGAGUUGGAGAUUGAGAGGAUGGGUAAAGGAGCGUAAAGGGGUAACACACACAAUCGAGAGAGGGAGUGAAAGAGGGGGCAGAGAGAUAGAGAGAGAGAACUGCGAAAUCCGCCAACCCUCCCAGGCGCGAGGUUCUUGAUUACUGUCAAGCGCACACACCAUUCGGAUAUCGCUCCUGUGACAGCCAGGCAUGACUUCUGAACGAGGUAUCUGUCUGCCUCCCUCUCUCUUUCUCUCAGCAUGACUUCUGAACGAGGUAUCUGUCUGCCUCCCUCUCUCUUUCUCUCAGCAUGACUUCUGAACGAGGUAUCUGUCUGCCUCCCUCUCUCUUUCUCUCAGCAUGACUUCUGAACCAGAUGAGUUCGUGCAGCAGCAGAGCGCUGACCAUCCUGUCCACGGUGUUUGGGGCGUGUGGUCUGCUGCUGGUCGGAGUGGCUGUGUCUACAGACUACUGGCUGCUGAUGGAGGAGGGCAUCGUACUGCAGCAGAACCAGAGCAUGGAGGUCAAGAUGGCCCUGCACUCUGGCCUCUGGAGGGUCUGCUUCGUGGCUGGGACAGAGAACGGGAGAUGUGUGGCGUCAGAGUAUUUCACUGAGCCAGAGAUAGAGAUCACCACAGAGAAUACUGCUAAUAUUCUGAAGAUGGUGCGGACGGCCACUCCGUUCCCCAUGGUGUCUCUGCUCUUCGUCUUCACGGCCUUUGUCAUCAGUAACAUCGGACACAUCCGGCCCCAGCGCACGAUCCUGGCCUUCGUCUCCGGGAUCUUCUUCAUCCUCUCAGGCCUGAGUCUGGUGGUGGGGCUGGUGCUCUACAUCUCCAGUAUUAAUGAUGAGGUGAUGAACAGACCGAGGGAGCCUGAACAGUUCUUCAACUACCGCUACGGCUGGUCAUUUGCCUUCGCAGCCUCCUCCUUCCUACUCAAGGAGGGGGCUGGGGUGAUGUCAGUCUAUCUGUUUAUGAAGCGUUAUGCUGAGGAGGAGAUGUACCGCCCCCACCCAGCCCUCUACCGCCCCCGUCUGUCUGAGUGCAGCGACUACAGCGGCCAGUUCCUCCACCCUGAGACCUGGCCUCCUCCUAAGAGGGGCCGUAGUGACUCCCGGGCCUCCAGCGACAUCUCCAUCCAGAUCAAUCAGACCCCCCCGCAGCCCACCAAAACCCCCCUGCAGGGCAAUCAAGGUGGGGGCAUAGGGUCCAACAUGGGCCCUGGGUCUGGGUCCUCCUCUGGAGCUAGCUACCAGCUGCCCCCACCGUCUGGGGCCUACAACACCCACACACUCCAACACCAACACUCACACGGUAACUCCCAGGCCAUGGCCAUGCCCCCUUCCACUGGCCCCCCUCACUACCACACACACAUGCACAUGGGCGCCUCCCCCUGUUAGAGAGAGGGAGCGCAAGGGACAGGGACAGGGAGGAAGUAAGUGUGAAAAGGGAGAGGGAGAAUGAUUAAGGGAUUAGUGUUAACAUACAUUUGGUAUUUAAAGCUGAGAGAUGGGCAGAGAGAGAGAGAAAGCGGGUUCAGGAGAGGUGGAGGAGUUGUCAAGGAUAGAGAGAUGAGGGGGAUGGAGAGAAUGUGACAGAGAAGAAAGUAUGUGAUUUCUUGAAAGACUUUAGAGGUUAGAAUCUGUGACAAAAAGGGCUGAGAGGGAGAGAGGGAGAGAGAGGGAGAAUGAGAGAGACAGGGAGAAUGAGAGAGACAGGGAGAAUGAGAGAGACAGGGAGAGAGGGAGAGACAGGGAGAAUGAGAGAGACGGAGAAUGAGAGAGAUGGAGAAUGAGAGAGACAGGGAGAAUGAGAGAGACAGGGAGAGAGGGAGAGAGGGAGAAUGAGAGAGGGAGAAUGAGAGAGGGAGAAUGAGAGAGGGAGAAUGAGAGAGACAGGGAGAAUGAGAGAGAGAGAGAGAAUGAGAGAGACAGGGAGAAUGAGAGAGACAGGGAGAAUGAGAGAGAGAGAGAGAAUGAGAGAGACAGGGAGAGAGGGCGAGACAGGGAGAAUGAGAGAGACAGGGAGAGAGGGAGAGACAGGGAGAAUGAGAGAGACAGGGAGAAUGAGAGAGACAGGGAGAAUGAGAGAGACAGAGAGAAUGAGAGAGACAGGGAGAGAGGGAGAGACAGGGAGAAUGAGAGAGACAGGGAGAGAGGGAGAGACAGGAAGAAUGAGAGAGACAGGGAGAGAGGGAGAAAGGGAGAGACAGGGAGAGAGGGAGACAGGGAGAAUGAGAGAGACAGGGAGAGAGGGAGAGAGAGGGAGAAUGAGAGAAACAGGGAGAGAGGGAGAGAGAGGGAGAGAGGGAGAGACAAGGAGAAUGAGAGAGAGGGAGAGAGGGAGAGAGAGGGAGAAAGGGAGAGACAGGGAGAGAGGGAGACAGGGAGAAUGAGAGAGACAGGGAGAGAGGGAGAGAGAGGGAGAAUGAGAGAGACAGGGAGAGAGGGAGAGAGAGGGAGAAAGGGAGAGACAGGGAGACAGGGAGACAGGGAGAAUGAGAGAGACAGGGAGAGAGGGAGAGAGAUGGAGAAAGGGAGAGACAGGGAGAGAGGGAGACAGGGAGAAUGAGAGAGACAGGGAGAGAGGGAGAGAGAGGGAGAAUGAGAGAGACGGGGAGAGUGGGAGAGACAGGGAGAAUGAGAGAGAGGGAGAGAGGGAGAGACAGGGAGAAUGAGAGAGAAAGGGAGAGAGGGAGAGACAGGGAGAAUGAGAGAGAGGGAGAGAGGGAGAGACAGGGAGAAUGAGAAAGAAAGGGAGAGAGGGAGAGACAGUGAGAAAGGGAGGCUGCAGCUAAACCUGAACCUACUGCAGUUCUGCGGAAACGAGGGAUUUGUAUUCACAUGAGACAACGCUAAACACUGUCUUUCCCUCCUACACACUUACAUGUGCAUAGGUUUAUACAUAUACUUAUUCAUGGUAAUGAUAAUAAUAAUAACUAGAGUUAAAAUUAUAAAACAAUAUUAGAAUAUCUGUAAGAAUACAUGAAUGUCGGUUAAAAUGUAUUAACAUUACACAUUAACAUGAAUGUGAUGAUGUUCUGAAAUCUACAGGGGAGAAUUCCACUGUAUAUGUAGAUAUAAUAUUUUAGAUCUAUAGUUGAAGACAGAAGUUAUAUACACUUAGGUUGGAGUCAUUAAAACUAGUUUUCAACCACUCCACAAAUUUCUUGUUAACAAACUAUAGUUUUGGCAAGUCGGUUAGAACAUCUACUUUGUGCAUGACACAAGUGAUUUUUCCAACAAUUGUUUACAGACAGAUUGUUUCACUUAUAAUUCACUGUAUCACAACUCCAGUGGGUCAGAAGUUUACAUACACUAAGUUGACUGUGCCUUUAAACAGCUUGGGAAAUUCCAGAAAAUGAUGUCAUGGCUUUAGAAGCUUCUGAUAGGCUAAUUGACAUAAUUUGAGUCCAUUGGAGGUGUACCUGUGGAUAUAUUUCAAGGCCUACCUUCAAACUCAGUGCCUCUUUGCUUGACAUCAUGGAAAAAUCUAAAGAAAUCAGGCAAGACAUCAGAAAACAAUUGUAGACCUCCACACGUCUGGUUCAUCCUUGGGAGCAGUUUCCACAUGUCUGAAGGUACCACGUUCAUCUGUACAAACAAACGUACGCAAGUAUAAACACCAUGGGACCACGCAGCCAUCAUACCGCUCAGGAAGGAGAUGCGUUCUGUCUCCUAGAGAUUAACGUACUUUAGUGCGAAAAGUGAAAAUCAAUCCCAGAACAACAGCAAAGGACCUUGUGAAGAUGAUGGAGGAAACAGGUACAAAAGUAUCUAUCCACAGUAAAACGAGUCCUAUAUUGACUAACCUGAAAGGCUGCUCAACAAGGAAGAAGCCACUGCUCCAAAACCGCGAAAAAAAAGCCAGACUACGUUUUGCAACUGCACAUGGGGACAAAGAUCGUACUUUUUGGAGAAAUGUCCCAACCGUGAAGCACGGGGGUGGCAGCAUCAUGUUGUGGGGGUGCAUUGCUGCAGGAGGGACUGGUGUACUUCACAAAAUAGAUGGCAACAUGAGGCAGGACAAUUAUGUGGAUAUAUUGAAGCAACAUCUCAAGACAUCAGUCAGGAAGUUAAAGCUUGGUCGCAAAUGGGUCUUUGACCCCAAGCAUAACAAUGACCCCAAGCAUAAUUCCAAAGUUGUGGCAAAAUGGCUUAAGGACAACAAAGUCAAGGUAUGGCGUGGCCAUCACAAAGCCCUGACCUCAAUCCUAUAGAACAUUUGUGGGCAGAACUGAAAAUGCGUGUGAGAACAGAGGCCUGACUCAGUUACACCAGCUCUGUCAGGAGGAAUGGGCUAAAAUUCACCCAACGUAUUGUGGGAAGCUUGUGGAAGGCUACCUGAAACAUUUGACCCAAGUUAACAAAUUUAAAGGUUGCUACCAACAUUUAAAUAAUGCUACCAAAUACUAAUUGGGUGUAUGUAAACUUCUGACCCACUGGGAAUGUGAUGAAAGAAAAAAAAGCUGAAAUCAAUCAUUCUCUCUACUAUUAUUCUGACAUUUCACAUUGUUAAAAUUAAGUGGUGAUCCUAACUGACCUAAAACAGGGACUUUUUAUUAGGAUUGAAUGUCAGGAAUUGUGAAAAACUGAGUUUAAAUGCAUUUGGCUAAGGUGCAUGUAAACUUCUGACUUCUACUGUCACUUAAGUCUGAAUAUGUGACCAGGGGAGUGAGUGGAAUUAUAUUUUAAAGACAAUACAUUUUUAUCUUGAUGAUGUACAUAUUUUUGCUAAUAUACGCAACUAUUGUAUAUUGUUGAAUUGCUGUAAAUUGACACAGUGUGACAGAGUCAGAACUGAAAUCAACCAAAAAUGUCACCCUGACAUUGGAUUUAGGUGGGUCAAAAAAAUACAUAAUUCCCUUGUGUUAAUGACUUUUCUCAAAUCCAGUCAGUUUUCUACGUUGAGUCAACGUCAUCAUAUUGAAUUGUGGGGUUGAAAUGACGUGGAAACAAUGUUAAUUCAACCAGUUUUUGCCCAGUGGGAUGUUUCAUGAGUUUGGUACGAUGUGAAAGAACUGAACAGGAGAAAGCAAUAGCAUAGUAUACACCCAUCAUACUGUUUGUUCCUGUUCUAUAUCUCUAAGAACAGAUAGAGGAGAGGAGGGGGGGGUUAUACAGCUGAGCGAGGGAAAGAAAGGAGUGGGUAUACAACUGAGAGAGAGAGAGAAAGGAGUGAGUAUACAACUGAGAGGGAGAGAAAGGAGUGGGUACACAACUGAGAGAGAGAGAGAAAGGAGUGAGUAUACAACUGAGAGAGAGAGAGAAAGGAGUGAGUAUACAACUGAGAGGGAGAGAAAGGAGUGAGUAUAAGGCUGAGAGAGGGAGAGAAAGGAGUGAGUAUACAACUGAGAGGGAGAGAAAGGAGUGAGUAUAAGGCUGAGAGAGGGAGAGAAAGGAGUGAGUAUACAACUGAGAGAGGGAGAAAGGAGUGAGUAUAAGGCUGAGAGAGGGAGAGAAAUGAGUGAGUAUACAGCUGAUAAAGGGAGAGAAAGGAAUGAGUAUAAGGCCGAGAGAGAGAGAGAAAGGAGUGAGUAUACAGCUGAGAGAGAGAGAGAAAGGAGUGGGUACACAACUGAGAGAGGGAGAGAAAGGAGUGAGUAUACAGCUAAGAGAGGGAGAGAAAGGAGUGAGUAUACAGCUGAGAGAGAGAGAAAGGAGUGAGUAUAAGGCUGAGAGAGGGAGAGAAAGGAGUGAGUAUACAACUGAGAGAGUGAGAGAAAGGAGUGAGUAUACAGCUGAGAGAGAGAGAGAAAGGAGUGGGUACACAACUGAGAGAGGGGGAGAAAGGAGUGAGUAUACAGCUAAGAGAGGGAGAGAAAGGAGUGAGUAUACAGCUAAGAGAGGGAGAGAAAGGAGUGAGUAUACAACUGAGAGAGUGAGAGAAAGGAGUGAGUAUACAACUGAGAGAGUGAGAGAAAGGAGUGAGUAUACAGCUGAGAGAGAGAGAGAAAGGAGUGGGUACACAACUGAGAGAGGGAGAGAAAGGAGUGAGUAUACAGCUAAGAGAGGGAGAGAAAGGAGUGAGUAUACAGCUGAGAGAGAGAGAGAAAGGAGUGGGUACACAACUGAGAGAGGGAGAGAAAGGAGUGAGUAUACAACUGAGAGAGGGAGAGAAAGGAGUGAGUAUACAACUGAGAGAGGGAGAGAAAGGAGUGAGUAUACAGCUGAGAGAGGGAGAGAAAGGAGUGAGUAUACAGCUGAGAGAGAGAGAGAAAGGAGUGAGUAUACAGCUGAGAGAGGGAGAGAAAGGAGUGAGUAUACAGCUGAGAGAGAGAGAAAAAAGAGUGAGUAUAAGGCUGAGAGAGGGAGAGAAAGGAGUGAGUAUACAGCUGAGAGAGAGAGAAAGGAGUGAGUAUAUGGCUGAGAGAGGGAGAGAAAGGAGUGAGUAUACAGCUGAGAGAGAGAGAGAAAGGAGUGAGUAUACAGCUGAGAGAGGGAGAGAAAGGAGUGAGUAUAUGGCUGAGAGAGAGAGAAAGGAGUGAGUAUACAGCUGAGAGAGGGAGAGAAAGGAGUGAGUAUAUGGCUGAUAGGGAGAGAAAGGAGUGAGUAUACAACUGAGAGAGGGAGAGAAAGGAGUGAGUAUACAACUGAGAGAGGGAGAGAAAGGAGUGAGUAUAAGGCUGAGAGAGGGAGAGACAGGAGUGAGUAUACAGCUGAGAGAGGGAGAGAAAGGAGUGAGUAUACAGCUGAGCGAGGGAGAGAAAGGAGUGAGUAUACAGCUGAGAGAGGGAGAGAAAGGAGUGAGUAUACAACUGAGAGAGGGAGAGAAAGGAGUGAGUAUACAGCUGAGAGAGAGAGAGAAAGGAGUGAGUAUAUGGCUGAUAGGGAGAGAAAGGAGUGAGUAUACAGCUGAGAGAGGGAGAGAAAGGAGUGAGUAUACAGCUGAGAGAGGGAGAGAAAGGAGUGAGUAUAUGGCUGAGAGAGAGAGAAAGGAGUGAGUAUACAGCUGAGAGAGGGAGAGAAAGGAGUGAGUAUAUGGCUGAUAGGGAGAGAAAGGAGUGAGUAUACAGCUGAGAGAGGGAGAGAAAGGAGUGAGUAUAUGGCUGAGAGGGGGAGAGAAAGGAGUGAGUAUACAGCUGAGAGAGGGAGAGAAAGGAGUGAGUAUAUGGCUGAUAGGGAGAGAAAGGAGUGAGUAUACAGCUGAGAGAGGGAGAGAAAGGAGUGAGUAUACGGCUGAGAGAGAGGGAGAAAGGAGUGAGUAUAUGGCUGAGAGGGAGAGAAAGGAGUGAGUAUAUGGCUGAGAGGGAGAGAAAGGAGUGAGUAUAAGGCUGAGAGAGGGAGAGAAAGGAGUGAGUAUACAGCUGAGAGAGGGAGAGAAAGGAGUGAGUAUAAGGCUGAGAGAGGGAGAGACAGGAGUGAGUAUACAGCUGAGAGAGGGAGAGAAAGGAGUGAGUAUACGGCUGAUAGGGAGAGAAAGGAGUGAGUAUACAGCUGAGAGAGGGAGAGAAAGGAGUGAGUAUACGGCUGAGAGAGAGGGAGAAAGGAGUGAGUAUAUGGCUGAGAGGGAGAGAAAGGAGUGAGUAUAUGGCUGAGAGGGAGAGAAAGGAGUGAGUAUAAGGCUGAGAGAGGGAGAGAAAGGAGUGAGUAUACAGCUGAGAGAGGGAGAGAAGGGAGUGAGUAUACAGCUGAGAGAGGGAAAGAAAGGAGUGAGUAUACGGCUGAGAGAGAGGGAGAAAGGAGUGAGUAUAUGGCUGAGAGGGAGAGAAAGGAGUGAGUAUACAGCUGAGAGAGAGAGAGAGAAAGGAGUGAGUAUAAGGCUGAGAGAGGGAGAGACAGGAGUGAGUAUACAGCUGAGAAAGGGAGAGAAAGGAGUGAGUAUACGGCUGAGAGAGAGGGAGAAAGGAGUAAGUAUAAGGCUGAGAGAGGGAGAGAAAGGAGUGGGUAUACAGCUGAGAGAGGGAGAGAAAGGAGUGAGUAUACAGCUGAGAGAGGGAGAGAAAGGAGUGAGUAUAAGGCUGAGAGAGGGAGAAAGGAGUGAGUAUAAGGCUGAGAGAGGGAGAGAAAGGAGUGAGUAUAAGGCUGAGAGACGUAGAGAAAGGAGUGAGUAUACGGCUGAGAGAGAGAGAGAAAGGAGUGGGUAUACAGCUGAGAGAGGGAGAGAAAGGAGUGAGUAUACGGCUGAGAGAGAGAGAGAAAGGAGUGAGUAUACAGCUGAGAGAGAGAGAAAGGAGUGAGUAUACAGCUGAGAGAGAGAGAGAAAGGAGUGAGUAUAAGGCUGAGAGAGGGAGAAAGGAGUGAGUAUAAGGCUGAGAGAGGGAGAGAAAGGAGUGAGUAUAAGGCUGAGACAGGGAGAAAGGAGUGAGUAUAAGGCUGAGAGAGGGAGAGAAAGGAGUAACCAUUUUGACCCCCUUCACUGUAACUUUGGUCAAGGUUUGGUUGAGGUCAAACUCUGUUAAUGCUUUCCUUUUCUAUGGCUUGGAUGAUGGUCAGCAGAGAUGCUCAAUAUUGAUGACAACAUUUUCCAUCAACCUUUUCCAUAUUUGCUGGUUUUCAUAAGCCUGUCUUUAUGUAUUAAAUAGUAGACCUAAUAAUAACUUUUUAUAUGAAUCACUUUUCAUACCAUUUGCUCAAAGCACUAGGUAAAAACAAAAUGUCAGUGAUUAAAUAUUGAUUGAUGUAGUAAUUAUCUCUUACUAUUAAACCCUCUGCCCUCACUCUUACUGUCUUCCUCUCUACCCCUGUUUAUACCUGUUGCUAACAUGGGUCCUUUGUCCUGAUCUUUUCUACAUUCUGAUUGUGCCCAUUUUUCCAGAAAUGUGUCUAUACAUGGCAUUAAAAUGGGUCUGUUAUCAGCCACUGUGUUUGUAUUGUGAACAUAUUUCCAGAAAUGUGUCUAUACAUGGCAUUAAAAUGGGUCUGUUAUCAGCCACUGUGUUUGUAUUGUGAACAUAUUUCCAGAAAUGUGUCUAUACAUGGCAUUAAAAUGGGUCUGUUAUCAGCCACUGUGUUUGUAUUGUGAACAUAUUUCCAGAAAUGUGUCUAUACAUGGCAUUAAAAUGGGUCUGUUAUCAGCCCACGGUGUAUGUUAUUGUGACCAGAUUUCCUGGUCCCUUCCUUUAUGCAAAUUAUUACACAGCUAUUCUUUCAAAAUUACAUUUAUUUAUUUAUUGUAAGACCCCGGGUAAACCCGAACGACGCUGGGCCAAUUGUGCGCCGCCCUUUGGAACUCCCAAUCACAGCAGAUUGUGAUCCAGCCUGGAAUCUAACCAGGGUCUGUAGUGACGCCUCUAGCACUGAGAUGCAGUGCCUUAGACCGCUGCGCCACUCGGGAGCCCACAAUGUAUUUCUGACUACUUCCGGAGGUGGGCAUGAUGAUCUGAUCACAAUCAGAUCACAAUGGGUCUUUUGUUUUGUCUACACCUGUCUACAAAUGUGGGCACAAUCAGAAUGUGGACAAGACUAGGACAAAGGAUGCAAGUUAGAACCAAGUAUAAACGGGGCUUCUGUGACUGUUCUUUCCUCCUGCCAUUCAGUCUUCUUUUACAAUCAUUCACUCCAUUAUGAUCAUUACAUUUUAAUAGAGAAUUUGUAGAGACAAUUUUGUUUAUCUUUUUCCUCGGUCCCAUUCUUCUCUCGCCAAAUUCUUCUCCCCUGUUCCCUCAUCCCCAAGUAUUUUUCUCUCUGCUAUUUCAUCAGAGGGUGUAGGUGGGCCUAAUGUUGCAAAAUUUCACAAACUUUCAAUAAAUUCCCUGGUUUUCCUGAAAUCCUGGUUGGAAGAUUCAUGGAAUAAGCAGGAAAUCCUUAAAAAAUCAUUUCUGGAAAACCAGGAAUUUUUUUGAAGUUCCUGGAAUUUUGCAAACUUAGGUGUGCCUAUACAGUGUUACUCUUCUAGCACAUAAUGAUCUUUGUAAAGACAGUACCUUUUUUCUCCUUGAUGCACCGUCAAAGAAAAGAGAUUGUCAAUAGCUUCAACUAAUUCCAUGGAAAUAAUACUGUAGAAUCUUGAUUAAACUGAUCCCAUACUGAU
Molecule: messenger RNA, 10090 nt
Organism: Salvelinus fontinalis (brook trout)
Lineage: Eukaryota; Metazoa; Chordata; Actinopteri; Salmoniformes; Salmonidae
Product: voltage-dependent calcium channel gamma-7 subunit-like
Exons: 7
Coding region: 493-1518 (341 amino acids)
Biological process (GO): regulation of AMPA receptor activity; positive regulation of synaptic transmission, glutamatergic; neurotransmitter receptor internalization
Cellular component (GO): postsynaptic density membrane; AMPA glutamate receptor complex
Molecular function (GO): channel regulator activity; voltage-gated calcium channel activity
Source: RefSeq, a predicted model, not a curated record